AUGGCUCAACAGCGGAUUGCUAUAGAGCCAUUAGCCCGCCGUCAUCACUUCGGGCACGUACGUCAUACUUCGGGUGCUGGUGUUCAGCACAGCUGUUGGUUUGCCCCAGACACAGUCUGUUACAUUCGUGGUGUUGAGCCCGUCGAGGGCACACUCUCCUGGGUUGGACAUAAUGCGGGCUGUUGGACGAAAACACCGCAGCACUGA
Messenger RNA from Arctia plantaginis, 207 nucleotides. Lineage: Eukaryota; Metazoa; Arthropoda; Insecta; Lepidoptera; Erebidae. The record is from the annotation of a GenBank genome assembly.